AUGCUGCAGCCUAGCAACCUCAUAGUCACAAGAACGUCUAAUGGCUACCAUACCAUGACGUACCUUGAGCACAUCCGUCGGACCAAGCGUCUGGCGUCAGCUUUGUCGAAGCAUGGAGUGAUGCUGGAGGAUCGCGUUGCGACGCUGAUGUGGAACAGCGCAUUGCAUUAUGAAUGUUACCAUGCCAUACCAUGCAUGGGUGCUGUCCUACACACAUUGAACCUGCGUUUGGGCCCUGUCGAUCUGGGCUACAUCAUUGAGCAUGCACGCGACCGCAUUAUCUUCGCAGAUGCUGACAAGCUAGAUCUUCUUGCGGAGCUGGAUAAGUCAAUUAUGGCAAAGGUGGAGCUGCUGGUAUGUGUAGGAGAGGAUGGUGUGCCAGCAAAAUGGCAGCUUCCACAAGGCUUGGCGGGGGUGAACGCCAUUGACUACGAAGAGUUCCUAAGUUCAGGGAGUCCAGACUUCGCAUGGCCCGUUUUCGCCGAGACGACGACCCUGGGCCUUUGUUAUACAUCAGGCACAACGGGAAAGCCAAAAGGUGUCGCCUACAGCCAUAGAUCCACUUACUUGCAUACAAUGAUGAUGGUUGGAGCAGACCAGCUAUGCCUGCACGGCUAUGAGGUGGUGCUGCCUUUCGUGCCCAUGUUCCAUGUGCUGAGCUGGGGAACGCCCUUCGCCAUGCUCAUGCUGGGCGCACGUGCCAUUUUCACGUCACGCUUUAUGGAUCCUGGUACCCUGGUCAACAUGAUGCUGGACUGGAAGGUGGACAUCUCCAUGGGGGUGCCUACUGUUUGGCAAGGCGUCAAGGCUCACAUCGAGCAGGUGGGUCUGGAGAAGAUCCGUCCUGGCAUGGCCUUGAAAAAAUUGACCUGCGGCGGUAGCGCUCCGCAGCCUGCGCUGAUGCGGUGGUUCUUCGACAAGCUUGGCGUGGAGUUCCUGCAAGGAUGGGGCAUGACCGAGACCAAUCCCAUGGGUUCCUUCGGCCUCAGAGUCGCCAAGCAUGCUGACAAAGAAAAAAGUGUGGAUGAGACCUUCAAGAAUGUGGUGAAGGCAGGCAUUCCACUUCCGGGCGUUCAAGUACGGAUUGCCAACCCUGACAACCUGGACAUUGAUAUGCCACGGGAUCAGCCUGGAGAAUUACUCGUGCGCGGGCCGUGGAUCAUUCAGGAAUACUUCGACAUAGACACUCCAGACAAGUUCCACAAUGGGUGGCUGAUUACUGGGGAUGUAGCAAAACUGGAUGAUGAGGGUGCAAUCGUCAUCAGCGAUCGCUCCAAAGAUGUUGUCAAAUCAGGUGGCGAGUGGAUCUCCUCCAUUGACAUGGAGAACUUGAUCAUGGCCAUGCCCGGGAUUGACACUGCGGCAGUUGUUGCUGUCCCUCAUGCACGCUGGGAUGAGAGGCCCAUAGCGGUUGUGACCUUAGCAAAGGACGGCAGCUCAGAAAAUCUGGUUGAACGAGUGCGAGAACACCUCUCCACGGCCUUUGCAAAGUUUCAACUGCCGGACGAUGUGCUUGUCUGGGAAGCUAUCCCAAUGACGACGACUGGCAAGCUUGACAAGAAAGUGAUCCGAGCAAAGCUGAAGGAACAGAACUAUGUGCUGCCCUCCGAACGGCCUCCCCAAUCCAAGCUUUGA
Molecule: messenger RNA, 1635 nt
Organism: Symbiodinium pilosum
Lineage: Eukaryota; Dinophyceae; Suessiales; Symbiodiniaceae
Source: the annotation of a GenBank genome assembly